AUGGCUUUUAUGAUAAACAAACAAACCUCCUCUUCCUCCAUCACCCACCGAUAUAGAUAUGAUGUGUUCUUAAGUUUUAGAGGUGAAGAUACUCGUAAGGAUUUUACAAGUAAUUUGAAUGGCUUUUUGAAUUUGAAGGGUAUUAACACCUUCAUUGAUUAUGAACUCCCCAGGGGAGAAGAAAUUUCUGUUCAACUUGUCGAAGCCAUUGAAAGUUCAAGAAGUUCCAUAAUUGUAUUCUCUGAAAACUAUGCAUCUUCCACCUGGUGCUUGGAUGAACUUGUUAAGAUCCUUGAGUGUAAGAAGAGUGGCCAAAUGGAACUAGUACUACCGGUUUUUUAUAAGGUGGAUCCCUCAGAAGUACGUAACCAAAGGGGAAAAUUUGGAGAAGCAUUAUCAAAACAUGAAGCAAAAUUCAAGGAUAAUAUGAAGGUGCAAAGAUGGAGGAAAGCUCUAAAUCAAGCUGGCAGCAUAUCUGGUUCUACCUACAAGGAGGACUGCAGUAGUUCUCAAUAUGAAUUUAUCGAAGAAAUUUUUAACGAGAUCUCAAGAGCUCAACUAAAUUGCAUGAAAUUAUCUGUUGUAAGAUAUCCAAUCGGAAUAGAUUCUCGUGUAAGUGACGUCAUAAAUCGAUGUUUAAAAAUUAUGUCAAAUGAUGUUCGCAUUGUAGGGAUCUAUGGCCUUCCUGGAGUGGGUAAGACAACAAUUGCAAAAGCUAUUUUUGACAAAAUUCAUUAUCAUUUUGAUGGAAGUAGUUUUUUAGAGGAUGUUAGAGAAAAUUCACGCACAAAUGCUGGCGUAAUCCAUUUACAAAACACACUUUGUUCUGAGAUCUUAGGGUUUCGGGAGUUGAAGGUGGGGAGUAUAUCUAGAGGAAUCAAUGUGACAACUGAAAGACUUCACUGUAAAAGGAUUCUUGUAGUUCUUGAUGAUGUGGAAAAAUUGGACGAGAUAGAAAAAUUGCUUGGAAGGUGUGAUUGGUUUGCCUCUGGAAGUAGAAUCAUUAUAACAACAAGAGACAAACACUUCCUAGAUGUUCUUCAAAGAGAUUGGCAUGUAAUGUACUACGAGGUUAAGAAAUUAAAUAAACAUGAAGCUCAUGAACUCUUUUGUCUACAUGCCUUUGGAAGACGCAAAUCCAAGGAAGAUUAUUCGGAACUUGUAGAUCAAUUUGUACAUUAUGCCAAGGGCCUUCCAUUAGCUCUAAAAAUAAUUGGCGUAGAUUUGUAUGGAAGAACUAAGCGUGAAUGGACAAGUGCAUUAGAAAAAUAUAAAAGAGUUCCUAAGGGAGAUAUUCAAGAAAUACUCAAAAUAAGUUAUGAUAAAUUGGACGAAACUCAACAGGAAUUUUUUCUUGAUAUUGCAUGUUCCCUUAAAGGAUACCACAUGGAUAUUGUUAUGGAUAUCCUCACUAGUAUGAAUUUCUACGAUCCAUAUUAUGAUAUUAAAAGCCUUAUUGAUAAGUGCCUCAUAAUUGUUACUAGAGAUGACAAAUUAUCGAUGCAUGACUUGAUUCAACAAAUGGGUUGGGAAAUUGUUUGA
Messenger RNA from Quercus lobata, 1542 nucleotides. RefSeq names its product TMV resistance protein N-like. Gene Ontology annotation, biological process: defense response; signal transduction. The record is from RefSeq and is a predicted model, not a curated record. The coding region runs from base 1 to 1542 and encodes 513 amino acids. NCBI's taxonomy places the organism in Eukaryota, Viridiplantae, Streptophyta, Magnoliopsida, Fagales, Fagaceae. The transcript has 2 exons. Gene Ontology annotation, molecular function: ADP binding.